Fusarium falciforme is the source of this 621-nucleotide messenger RNA. RefSeq names its product GLTP domain-containing protein. The transcript has 4 exons. Bases 1 to 621 code for a protein of 206 amino acids. Gene Ontology annotation, cellular component: cytosol; membrane; cytoplasm. Gene Ontology annotation, molecular function: ceramide 1-phosphate transfer activity; ceramide 1-phosphate binding. Lineage: Eukaryota; Fungi; Ascomycota; Sordariomycetes; Hypocreales; Nectriaceae. The record is from RefSeq and is a predicted model, not a curated record. Gene Ontology annotation, biological process: intermembrane lipid transfer; ceramide transport.
AUGUCUACUGCUUCGUACCCCCCUGGUGGCACUAUUGUGCAGACCCUGAAGCGUACCUACGCUGAUGUCCCUGUCGAUGAGGCCAACGGCAAUGCUGUCUCUACCACCGAGUUCCUCGAGGCUUCCGAGGCUAUGACCACCAUCUUUGAUGCCAUCGGUGGUGUUGCCUUCGGCCCCGUCAAGAAGGAUAUCCUUUUCAACAUCGAGAAACUCCGUGCCCGUCAGGCCGCUGCUCCCGCAGAGUCUGGCAACAUCCAGGACCUCUGCCGAAACGAGCUCAAGACCAAGAAGCACGAGGCUACUGAGGGUGCUCUGUGGCUCAUCCGUGGUCUCGAUUUCACCUGCCAGGCCCUCGCUCGCAACGUCGCCAACCCCUCGGAGGAGCUGGCUGACUCUUUCCGCGCCUCAUAUGCCGACACCCUGAAGCCUCACCACAACUGGCUUGUCAAGCCCGUCUUCAGCGCUGCCAUGAGUGCCGUCCCCUACCGCAAGGACUUCUACGCCAAGCUUGGCGAGACUCCUGAGCUCGUCCAGAAGGAGCUCGAUGCCUACCUUGCUGCCUUCACCAGGGUUGUCACCAUCCUCAAGGAGUUCAUCAACAGCAAGGAGGCCAAGUGGUAA